GUUUGGAGCAGAAAUGUGGGGACUGGCUAUGGGUUAUGGACAGAAGGCUGGCGGUGUACAGCAGGCUCCGAUGAAUGGACCCCAGAUCAUAUAACGUAUAGCGGGAGUUGUUCAAGUGGUUCAUCAUCACAUACUGGCAAAUGGUUGCUGUGGAAACAGCAUUGUUGCACCCUUGAUUAGGGCUUGCAUCGGCGUCAUUCCGACAUGAAGGCCAUACCUGCUGGAGAGGGUUGUUAUGGUGACACGCGACCAACCAGACGACCAAUCAGCUGGGACCAACCGAGACCCGAGCAGCAAACGUCUCCAACGAGAAACAUCGGAAACAUCCCGGUUUCAUCGAGUUACACGAACGACUCAUCACGUGCAGUAUGGCAGAGGGCUAUUCCGGCAGGGCUUGGGGACGUAACUCCUGCCCCAUCGUCUCCCCGGCGGACACGCCCCACCCAACCCCAGGGAGAAGAUAACCUUAACCAAAACCGAAAUAUCGCUUAUGACAUAGGUGAUGACGUAAAUGACGACGUGGGUCCCAGAGACUCAAUCCCAUUCACUCCUCCGAUGACCCCUCCCCUGUCUCCAACCUCCCAUAACGCCCCCUAUCACAUAGUUCUCAAACGGACCAAGCUACCAUCCCCUCACUCCCUCACUGGUAACCGACACUACAUGGAAGAGGCACAGACACUCAGUGAUCAGGCAGACCAAUCACAUGAUUGUAAACUGACCAAUCAUGCGUCUAAAACGUUUCCGGAACCUCUCUUGUUGUGCAAAUUUAUCUGCAGAAAGCCCAGGUUGGCGUUUGGGCUUGCUCUGACCGGUCAUCUGCUGAUUGCCUUCGUCUCUGCUCUGCUCUAUGUUGUCGGGUAUGACAUACUCCCCACCAACUUCAACUCCAUUCCAUUGGACCUGCGAAAGAAAGAAGUCUUCCUCAAACAAGAAGCUUGGUUGAAUCGGGACCGGAGCCAUGAUUUGUAUUUCCGGACGAGAGCAGGGCGUCACGUUACAGAGCGGUCCAUUAAGUACGAAACUCUGAACACUUACAUCAUCUUCGAGCAGGAAGGGGGCAAUAUCUUCACCAAGGAAAACAUGAAAGCAAUACGUUCUCUAGAAGACGAAUUUUAUAAAGACGAGAAUUACCAAUCAAACUUUUGCCUUUUAAACCAUAGAAACAUUUGCGAGCGUCCUUUGUCAAUCAUACGAUUUUUCGACGGAACGUAUGCUUCUCUACACCCGGUGUUUAACGAUACUGAAUUCGAUCGAAUCCCAGAGGUGUUAUCAGCUGCUUAUAGUAAUCCGUAUACAAAGCGCGUGUUGCAAGUGUUCUUGGGCAAAAACAGUCGGAUUGACUUGCAGAACAGGGUCGUGGAAUCUGAAAUCACCCGACUGGUUUUAUACUAUGGUUAUCCGUUAUCAGGAUUUAACUCCACAAGGGACGACAGUAAGAAACAGUAUGAGAAAGUAGAAAACUAUUUAAUCGACCGUUGGGCAGCUCGAUGGAAAGACAUAUCUAUGUCUGGAUAUAACGGCAUGAGGUUUUUGUACAUGAAUCUCGCCGUGUUUUGGCAUGAAGUGAAUCUUCAGCUGUUCUAUGACCUUUUGUUUAUUGGCGGUAGUUUUGUUUUCAUCUUUCUCUUUAUGUGGUUCCAGACACGCUCAAUAUGGCUAACGUCCUGGGGUAUGAUGAGUACUGUGUUCAGUUUUAUUGGUGGUAACCUGGUGUACAAUGUUGUUCUUGACUUUAAGUACCUGGGAAUCUUCCACGUCUUGUCCAUGUUCAUUAUUCUCGGUAUUGCCGCUGACGAUGUUUUUAUUUUCUGCGACACCUGGAAGUCACUGUGCAAGGAACCAUUCCCAAGCGUGGCUCACCGUCUGUCGGAAUGCUACAGGCGAGCUGCUAGAACGAUGUUUGUCACGUCUUUCACCACAGCCGCAGCUUUCUUCAUCAAUUCCUUCUCUCCAAUCCUGGCCAUUUCCUCAUUCGGAACCUUCUCGGGGAUCACCGUAUUGAUGAACUAUCUCUCUGUUAUUUUGUUCUUCCCUACGGUCCUCGCCAUGUGGCAUCUAAAUUGGGAGAGCGAACCCCUAUGUGGAUACCAAUGUUCAACGGCUGAAGCGGACAUGUACCCGGGCCUACCUGACACUGAGGCAAUGACCAGUGGCAAGCAAAAAGACUCUCUUAAAGAGGACAGAAGUAUUAACGCUCGAAUUAUGCGGUUUUUGUCUGGCCCAUAUUUCAGAUUUUUGAUGAACAAUGUCGUUAGAGGGACAACAUUGGUUGUGUUCACAGCUCUUAUCGCCGUGUUCAUCUACUUCUCCACUACCCUAACCCCAGAUGAUCGGAGACCCAGGGUCAUGAAACCCACCCACCAUUUUGAGAGGUUUGACGACAGAACCCUAAAUUCAUUCCAGCCCAGCGGCCAGGACGACAUCACCAAAGUGUUCAUCGUGUGGGGUCUGAAGCCGCAGAACCGAUCCUCCUGUCACCCUCGCCGCUUUGCAGACUGUGUUGGUUCUACUGUAUGGGACGACAGCUUUGACCUGAACCCACCGCCUGCUCAAGAUGCCCUGAUGAAUUUUUGUAACAAAUUAUCGAGUUUCUCAACUGAAGACACAGACUAUUACCGAAUAAGGCGAGAUCUUACCACAAACCAACCAGAAGUGAAAUGUUUCCUCACGAGCAUGAAUGACUUUUUUAAGGUGGAAGAGGACAGCAUUCUGCCCAAUGGUACAAAAAUUUACGGUGACAUUGAUCUUCAGUUGCCAACAACAGAACUGAAGAUGAGGCGGUUUCUCCGAGCUAACCGGAAACUCUUCAGCCAGAAAAGCUUCCAUCGGACGUUUUAUCGGUAUUUUGAGACGGCUUAUUCUUAUUGGAUAUCCAACCGAUUUAGCGGAUUCCCAACGUUUGAAACUCAGAAGUUUAGCCGGUGGAUUGGUGAGGCUUUCGACCCACGUGAUUCACACAAUGUCAAAGGUCAAACAGGAGUUCUCUACGGCACCCGAUUGAAGUACGCCGCUGUGGCCGUCAACCUCUCUUUGACUGCUGGCGCCACCUACUACCGGGAAGGCCUGGACAUAUAUAAUCGCUGGGAGAAACUGAUUAUUCAUGAGGUGAGCCAGAUGCCACCGUCCCUUCGCGGGGCCUUUCAGACCACACCUCUCACUUGGCACUGGUUUCACAUCCAGGAUAAGUGGAAGAGGUUUCUAUUGUAUUGCCUUUAUGUGAGCCAGAUGCCACCGUCCCUUCGCGGGGCCUUUCAGACCACACCUCUCACUUGGCACUGGUUUCACAUCCAGGAGGCCCUGGUGGAGCAGGGAGGCAUCAGCGUCAUCGCCGGGGUCACCGUCGCUUGGCUCGUGCUAGUCGUGAGUUCCGGCAAUUUCAUUGUGGGAUCCAUGGCAACCCUGGCCAUCGCCGGAAUAACGGUGUGUGUGAUUGGUUGCAUUCCUCUAGCAGGCUGGAAGCUUGGGGUGCUCGAAGCAAUGAACAUGACCCUGGUGGUAGGGCUAGCCAUCGACUACGUGGUCCAUCUGGGUGUGGCCUAUAGCCACGCCCCUUUCACUGAUCGACAGAGAAGAGUUCAGCACGCACUGCACGAGCUGGGUCUAUCCGUAUUGUGUGGCGCCGUUACAACAAUGGGUUCCGGAUUGUUCAUGAUGUUUGCACAAAUCCUGUUUUUCACACAGUUUGGUAUUUUCAUAUUUGCGACGAUAGGGUUUUCAAUAUUGUUUGCUCUCACUUUUUUCGUCGUUUUACUGUCCCUUAUCGGACCACAGGGAGAUACUGGCUCAACUCGGCCGUUGCUGCAAUCCUUGUGGUUCUACUGUGUGGGCAGACGCCGGGAGGAUGUGGACUGCGCAGUGUGUGAUGGAAAAGGAUUCGUGCGUCCCGAGAGCCUGACCAAUCAUGUCACAGGAGAUGUGUUCGGGUCUAUCCGGAGCACGGCCUGUUAAUGGUAGUGCAGUCCGCUACGAGUCCGCUAUUUAUUGACCCUAUUCUGUUUGAUACAUGACUUUUCUAUUAUAUUGUCUUUGUCGAUCGUUUCCAGAACGACCUAUAUACCUGUGCAAAGUCUUGUGAUAUUGGCUUCGCUUAUUACAAUAGAUCUCCGGCCGUAAGUGGGAAGGUCUGUCAGCAUCCUGUGGAUGGCCAUGGGUUUCCUCCCACCAUAAUGCUGGCCGCCGUGGUAUAAGUGAAAUAUUCUUGAGUACGGCGUAAAAUACCAAUCAAAUAAAUAAAUCAAAUAAAUAUUACAAUAGAUUAACCUGGUUAUUAGUACGUUUUACAUUUGCUGUAUUCGGAACGUUUGCAUGAUCUCGAUAAGUAGUUUGAAAGAGGACUAUGAUUUAGGUUCAGACCGAGGGAGUGAGAGGUGCGGAUUCACAUACUGUGUUAAUGGGAUAUACAGUGUGUCUUUUGAGUGCCAGUUUGCUAAUGUUGGUGAUUAAGGAAUUAUCAGUAAGAAAUGUGUAUACCUUAGACACUUAUGUGCGUACUAAUAUGAAAGAUUGAUAUUUCUGGAGAGAAACUGAGGACUGAAUGGACAAAAAGACUUUUGAUAGGUUUUUGCCUGUCGCUAGUCAUAAGCUACACAGUUAUUAGGAAGAUUUUGGGCCGAGUCAUUGGCCUUAUUUUCUGUAUUAUGGAUACAUUUUUAAGGAUAUGUCUUUAAUUUUUGGUGUUUCUGUUUGAGUGUGUAUUUUUUUAAUCAAAUGACGCCAGCUAAACACUAUAUGUUGAGUAAAUGCGGGUUUGUUGUAAACCGUCACCUAUUAUUGUUAGUGGUAUUUCAGACAUUAAAACACACGACAAUGCCACAAAAGCACGUGACAAUGCAAAGUAUCUGUUUAUGCGCCGUAUUGGGCGGUUUAUUGGCUGUUUGUACAUUUUAGAUAUAGAUCUAUUUGACAAUUCUCGUUGUAUACGUUUUUAUUUAAGCCUAUAUUUCGUCUGCGAGGCAGAGAUUAACGAAACAAAAAAAAUGUGCGUUUUUUUCUCGUUGUGUUUAUUAACACUUCAUUGCUUAAGGCUGCAAUCUGAGAACGGACAUGUUUUUUGAAUUAAGAAACUGUUCUCACGUUCAAUGAAGAUCACAAAUUGUUAGGUUAUGUAGCCAAUGCUGUAUACUCAUCGCUUUGUGUCGCAUUGUGCGGUCGCAAGCAGAAGUUUGUAACGUUUUUCAUCA
Molecule: messenger RNA, 5180 nt
Organism: Liolophura sinensis
Lineage: Eukaryota; Metazoa; Mollusca; Polyplacophora; Chitonida; Chitonidae
Product: protein dispatched-like
Exons: 10
Coding region: 205-3948 (1247 amino acids)
Cellular component (GO): membrane
Molecular function (GO): transmembrane transporter activity
Source: RefSeq, a predicted model, not a curated record